Messenger RNA from Abrus precatorius (Indian licorice), 2446 nucleotides. Its product is annotated as phenylalanine ammonia-lyase 1. The transcript is spliced from 2 exons. Gene Ontology annotation, cellular component: cytoplasm. Gene Ontology annotation, biological process: L-phenylalanine catabolic process. The coding region runs from base 108 to 2261 and encodes 717 amino acids. The record is from RefSeq and is a predicted model, not a curated record. NCBI's taxonomy places the organism in Eukaryota, Viridiplantae, Streptophyta, Magnoliopsida, Fabales, Fabaceae. Gene Ontology annotation, molecular function: phenylalanine ammonia-lyase activity.
CAGCAAAUCCAUAACCUUAAGGUUUCAUUUGCUAUAUUAUUCUCUCUCAAAACUUAGCUCCCUUUUAAUCCCCUCGUAUAAUAUAUAGUUUUUAAUUGUUAAUCAACAUGGAAGCAACCACCAUGACCAAUGGCAACCACCAAAGCCAAAACGGUUCCUUUUGCACUUCUACUACUCGCAAGAGCAGUGACCCUUUGAAUUGGGGAGUGGCGGCUGAGUCACUAAAGGGAAGCCACUUGGAUGAGGUGAAGCGCAUGGUGGCGGAAUACCGAAAGCCGGCGGUGCGGCUCGGCGGCGAGACACUGACGAUUGCUCAGGUGGCUGCCGUCGCCGGCCACGGCGUGACGGUGGAGUUGUCGGAGUCGGCGAGGGAUGGCGUUAAGGCGAGUAGUGAUUGGGUGAUGAAUAGUAUGAACAACGGCACUGAUAGCUACGGCGUCACCACUGGCUUCGGUGCCACGUCACACCGCCGAACCAAACAAGGUGGUGCUUUGCAAAAAGAGCUCAUCAGGUUCUUAAAUGCUGGAAUAUUUGGCAAUGGAACUGAAUCAUGCCACACACUGCCAUACACAGCAACAAGAGCAGCUAUGUUAGUGAGAAUCAACACCCUUCUUCAAGGGUACUCAGGCAUCAGAUUUGAAAUCUUGGAAGCCAUCACCAAGCUCCUUAACAAGAACAUUACUCCAUGUUUGCCACUUCGUGGUACAAUCACAGCUUCUGGAGAUCUUGUUCCUCUUUCUUACAUUGCUGGUUUGCUUACUGGAAGACCCAACUCAAAAGCUGUUGGACCCUCUGGAGAAGUGCUUAAUGCCAAGGAAGCUUUUCAAUUGGCUGGCAUCAAUUCUGAGUUCUUUGAAUUGCAACCCAAGGAAGGUCUUGCCCUUGUUAAUGGCACUGCAGUUGGUUCUGCCUUGGCUUCUAUGGUUCUCUUUGAGGCUAACAUACUAGCUGUGUUGUCUGAAGUUCUUUCAGCUAUUUUUGCUGAAGUGAUGCAAGGGAAACCUGAAUUUACUGAUCAUUUGACACAUAAGUUGAAGCACCAUCCUGGUCAAAUUGAGGCCGCAGCUAUUAUGGAGCACAUUUUGGAUGGAAGUUCUUACAUGAAAGCAGCCAAGAAGUUGCAUGAGAUAGACCCUUUGCAAAAACCAAAACAAGAUAGAUAUGCACUUAGAACUUCCCCACAGUGGCUUGGUCCUCUCAUUGAAGUGAUUCGUUUCUCAACCAAGUCAAUUGAAAGAGAGAUUAACUCUGUGAAUGACAACCCUUUGAUUGAUGUGUCAAGGAAUAAGGCUUUGCAUGGUGGUAAUUUCCAAGGAACCCCUAUUGGAGUCUCUAUGGACAACACACGUUUGGCGCUUGCAUCUAUUGGUAAACUCAUGUUUGCUCAGUUCUCUGAACUUGUCAAUGAUUUUUACAACAAUGGGUUGCCUUCAAAUCUCUCUGCUGGUAGAAAUCCUAGCUUGGAUUAUGGUUUCAAGGGAGCUGAAAUUGCCAUGGCUUCUUAUUGCUCUGAACUCCAAUAUCUUGCAAAUCCAGUUACAAGCCAUGUCCAAAGUGCUGAGCAACACAACCAGGAUGUGAACUCUUUGGGUUUGAUCUCAUCUAGAAAGACAAAUGAAGCUAUUGAGAUCCUUAAGCUCAUGUCUUCCACAUUCUUGAUUGCACUUUGCCAAGCAAUUGACUUAAGGCAUUUGGAGGAGAAUUUGAAAAACUCAGUCAAGAACAUUGUGAGUCAAGUUUCCAAGAAGAUUCUCACCACAGGUGUCAAUGGAGAACUUCAUCCUUCUAGAUUUUGUGAAAAAGAUUUACUAAAAGUGGUUGAUAGGGAAUAUGUAUUUGCUUACAUAGACGAUCCAUGCAGUGCUACAUACCCAUUGAUGCAAAAACUUAGGCAAGUGCUUGUGGACCAUGCCUUGGUAAAUGCUGACACUGAAAAGAACUUGAACACAUCAAUCUUUCAAAAGAUUGCUACUUUUGAGGAUGAGUUGAAGAUUCUCUUGCCAAAGGAGGUUGAAAGUGCAAGAGCUGCUUAUGAGAGUGGCAAUCCAGCAGUUCCAAACAAGAUCAAAGAAUGCAGAUCUUACCCACUAUACAAGUUUGUGAGAGAGGAUUUGGGAACUGGGUUGUUAACUGGAGAAAAGGUUAGGUCACCAGGUGAAGAGUGUGACAAACUAUUCACAGCAAUAUGCCAGGGUAAAAUUAUUGAUCCACUUCUAGAAUGCCUUGGGGAGUGGAAUGGUGCUCCUCUUCCAAUUUGUUAAUUUUACAGUCACUUUUAGAAAUAUUUUCUUUGUAUCUAUGCAAGUGCAACGAUUCUCAUUCAGUUUAUCAAGCCUUUAGCAAAUCAACAAUAGAAGCGCAGCUUCAAAGUUCCCUAAAUAUCGAAUAGGAACUUGUAAUUUAAUAUUGUAAUGGGAUUUCAGUUGUUUGUAUUACUUUCUUUUUU